Messenger RNA from Scomber japonicus (chub mackerel), 2694 nucleotides. It is a transcript of the gene grm7, whose product is annotated as metabotropic glutamate receptor 7. Gene Ontology annotation, cellular component: membrane. Gene Ontology annotation, biological process: G protein-coupled glutamate receptor signaling pathway; regulation of synaptic transmission, glutamatergic. Lineage: Eukaryota; Metazoa; Chordata; Actinopteri; Scombriformes; Scombridae. The transcript has 10 exons. The record is from RefSeq and is a predicted model, not a curated record. Gene Ontology annotation, molecular function: group III metabotropic glutamate receptor activity. Bases 22 to 2694 code for a protein of 890 amino acids.
AUAUGGAGAGUGUUUUGGCUCAUGAGGACUGUGGUGGAUUUCGCGUUGCCUCAGGAGACUUAUGCACCCCAUUCAAUACGGACUGAAGGGCACUUGACCCUCGGUGGACUCUUCCCGGUGCACGCCAGAGGGGCCGACGGCACACCGUGCGGAGACCUGAAAAAGGAGAACGGCAUCCAGCGGCUUGAGGCCAUGAUGUACGCUUUGGACCAGAUUAACCAGGACGAGCAACUCUUACCCAACAUCACCUUAGGCGCCCGGGUGCUGGACACUUGUUCGAGGGAUACAUACGCGCUGGAGCAAUCUUUAACUUUCGUUCAAGCCCUGAUCACGAAGGACACCUCCGACGUGAGGUGCACUAAUGGGGAGCCACCGGUGUUUGUCAAGCCUGAAAAAGUGGUGGGAGUCAUCGGAGCCUCGGCGAGUUCAGUAUCGAUUAUGGUUGCCAACAUCCUACGCCUCUUUCAGAUCCCACAGAUCAGCUAUGCGUCAACAGCCCCAGAGUUGAGUGACGACAGGCGCUAUGACUUCUUCUCGCGGGUGGUUCCCCCAGACUCAUUUCAGGCCCAGGCCAUGGUAGACAUUAUCCAAGCCCUGGGCUGGAGUUAUGUCUCCACUGUCGCCUCAGAGGGCAGCUAUGGAGAGAAAGGAGUGGAGGCUUUCACACAACUCUCUAAAGAAGCAGGUGGAAUAUGUGUCGCCCAGUCUUUGAAAAUUCCCCACAACCCCAAGCUGGAGGAUUAUGACAAAAUCAUCCAACAACUGCUGGAAACCCAGCACUCACGGGCAGUCAUCAUCUUUGCUAGUGAAGAAGACAUACGUGGAGUUCUCAACGCCACCAAGAGGGCCAAUCAGGUGGGCCAUUUCCUGUGGAUUGGAUCCGACAGCUGGGGGGCCAAGAGCAGCCCGAUCCACCAGCUCGAAGAUGUAGCAGUGGGAGCAGUCACUAUACUGCCCAAACGCUCCUCCAUUAAAGGGUUUGAUGAAUACUUUACUGCGCUCACGCUUGAGAACAACCGCAGGAACGUGUGGUUUGCUGAGUUUUGGGAGGAAAACUUUGACUGCAGGCUUCUCAGUGCCUCCAAGAGAGAGGAUACCAGCCGUAAAUGCACAGGCCAGGAGCGCAUUGGGGCCGACUCUAAGUACGAGCAGGAAGGGAAGGUGCAAUUUGUGAUUGAUGCUGUGUACGCCAUGGCCCACGCUCUCCACAACAUGCAGAGGGACUUGUGUCCUGAUCAUCCUGGUGUGUGUCCACAGAUGGAGACUGCAGAGGGAAAGACUCUGCUGAAGUACAUACGCAACACCAGCUUCAAUGGCAGUGCCGGCACCUCUGUUGUGUUUAACAAGAAUGGCGAUGCUCCCGGACGCUACGACCUGUUCCAGUUCCAGAUGACCAACUCCUCCACCCCAGAGUACAAGGCGGUAGGACAGUGGGUGGAAACCCUGCAGCUCAGGCUGGAAGAGCUUCAGUGGCCAGAUGGGGAGCAGGAGGUGCCUAUCUCUGUGUGCAGCCUGCCCUGCAAGACUGGAGAGAGGAAGAAGAGGGUAAAGGGCAUGCCGUGCUGCUGGCACUGUGAACUAUGUGAUGGCUACCAAUACCAGUACGAUGAGACUUCCUGCAGAUUGUGUGCCUACAACAUGAGGCCCAACUCCAACAGAACCGCCUGCCAGCCAAUCCCAAUUGUCAAGCUGGAGUGGCACUCCCCGUGGGCGAUCAUUCCCGUCUUCCUGGCUAUGCUUGGUAUCAUCGCCACCAUCUUCGUCAUGGCAACCUUUGUACGCUACAACGACACGCCCAUUGUCCGGGCAUCAGGCCGAGAGCUUAGCUACGUGCUGCUAACUGGCAUCUUUCUAUGUUACAUCAUCACCUUCCUCAUGAUUGCCAAGCCUGAUGUAGCUGUGUGUGCCUUCAGAAGGAUCUUCCUGGGUCUGGGCAUGUGCAUCAGCUAUGCUGCACUGCUCACCAAGACCAACCGUAUCUACCGGAUCUUCGAGCAAGGCAAGCAGACAGUCACGGCCCCACGCUUCAUUAGUCCCACCUCCCAGAUCGCCAUCACUUCCAGUCUGAUCUGCGUGCAGCUUCUGGGCGUGCUGAUGUGGUUCGCCGUGGAUCCACCAAACACCAUCGUCGACUACGAUGAGCAGAAAACCAUAAACCCCAUGUUGGCCCGUGGCGUACUGAAGUGUGACAUCACAGACCUACAGAUUAUCUGCUCAUUGGGUUACAGCAUCCUGCUGAUGGUGACCUGCACCAUCUACGCCAUCAAGACAAGGGACGUACCAGAAGACUUCAAUGAAGCAAAGCCCAUUGGCUUCACCAUGUACACCACUUGUAUAGUCUGGCUGGCCUUUAUCCCGAUUUUCUUUGGCACAGCCCAAUCUGCAGAGAAGCUGUACAUUCAGACAACCACCCUGACCAUCUCCAUGAACCUCAGUGCCUCAGUAGCACUGGGCAUGCUCUAUAUGCCCAAGGUGUACAUCAUUAUCUUCCACCCUGAGCUGAACGUACAGAAGAGGAAGCGGAGCUUCAAGGCUGUGGUCACAGCUGCUACAAUGUCUUCACGUUUGUCCCAGAAGCCCAAUGAGAGGCCCAAUGGAGAGGCUAAGACUGAGCUGUGUGAGAACCCUGCUGCUGACCCCAUGAGUCAAGCAACUAAGAAAACAUAUGUGAGUUACAACAACCUCAGGAUCUGA